Symbiodinium natans is the source of this 1056-nucleotide messenger RNA. The record is from the annotation of a GenBank genome assembly. Lineage: Eukaryota; Dinophyceae; Suessiales; Symbiodiniaceae.
AUGCCCGAGAGGGUUGCAGAAUAUGAGCUCGUCACAGUCUGUGUGCUGGACGUAUCUGGGUCUAUGGGUGGAGCCAACAAGCUGGAUGAUCUGAAGUCCGCCAUGCGCUUCGUGAUCAAUGAGCUCUCACCCUCUGACCGUCUCAGCAUUGUCACUUUCAAUUCAGGUGCUGAUCGCAGGCUUCGUCUCCGCCGCAUGGACCGGGAAGGCCAGGACGAAGCCAUGGUUGCCACCUUGCGCAUGGCUGCAGGGGGCGGCACUGACAUUGCCUCGGGACUGGAUCUGGGCCUUCACGUCGUUGAGCAGAGGCGUCACAAGAACAAGGUCUCGGCAAUUCUUCUGCUGACCGAUGGCCAAGACCGAUCUUCUCGCCCAAGUCUGCCACAAAUGCUGAAGCGUGCAGCCAAAGCCGGGUGCAGCGUUUAUGCCUUCGGCUUUGGGGUCGACCAUGACGCGGGGAUGCUGAACGAAAUCGCCGAAGUGGCACGCACUCCCUUCACCUACGUGGAGAACACUGCAGCGGUGCCCGAGGCCUUUGCCGGCGUGGUGAGCGGCCUCGCCAGUAUCGUGGCACAGCAGGUGCAGCUUUCGAUAAAGUGCCGUGCUGUGCUGAAAGAUGUAAACACACCGUUUCAAGUGGAGCGCGACGGGGAGCACAAUGCCGUCGUGACGAUACCCGACAUCUUCGCCGAAGAGCGCCGGGACAUCCUACUGGAACUCUCGGUCCCUGAGGUAGAAGGCAACGGAGCCUUGAAACAGCAAUCUUGGAGGACAAAGAAACAGACCGUUGACGGCAGCACAAAAGCCAAAAGCAUUGCAAACUGCAACAGUAUAGCGAAAGUCAUGGUGCAGCAGCAGCAGAAGAAGAAGAAUAAGAAGAAGGGGAGAGUGGGAGAGUGGGAGAGUGGGAGCGUGGGAGCGUGCGAGCGCGGGAGCGCGGGAGCGCGGGAGCGCGGGAGCGCGGGCGUGGGCAUGGGCGUGGGCGUGGGCGUGGGCGUGGGCGUGGGCGUGGGCGUGGGCGUGGGCGUGGGCGUGGGCGUGGAGGAGGAGGAGUAG